This is a messenger RNA of Candidozyma haemuli, 1374 nucleotides long. RefSeq lists its product as uncharacterized. Gene Ontology annotation, cellular component: endoplasmic reticulum. The record is from RefSeq and is a predicted model, not a curated record. NCBI's taxonomy places the organism in Eukaryota, Fungi, Ascomycota, Pichiomycetes, Serinales, Metschnikowiaceae. The transcript has a single exon. Gene Ontology annotation, molecular function: ubiquitin binding. The coding region runs from base 1 to 1374 and encodes 457 amino acids.
AUGACAAAUUCAUGGACGAGCUUCUUCAGAAGGCGGCAGUAUGAUCUGCUUCCGACCACUAACGACCCUCCGCAGAACAUACCAGGUUCUUUUCCUGCUGCUGAUGAAACGACCGUUGAUGAACCUUCAAACACCCGUUCCAUAGGCAACCGCAUAGUCGAGUGGCUAAUCUUUCUAUUUGUUGAACCUAUUACCAUUGCGGCGGUCAUAACACUUUCACUUCUAUCGAAGUUCUUCUCCUUCCUAUAUUUUGAGGAUAACGCAGCUCAAAGGCGCAGAUCUGGAUCUGAAACCGCCACCACCAGUUGCAAUGCACUCAUGAAUGACCCCAUCAGUAAAGUUGAAAGGUUUGUCAGAGCUCUUGAGGAGAAUCUUCUGCCCGAACAGCUUUACUCGUCCCAUACAGAUAACCAUGUUGCUUCAUUGCCUCCGUUUUUCCAAGGCAGCUAUACCCAAGCCCUUUACAUGGCUAUCAACAGGGGCAAGUUCUUGUACGUUUACUUGACUAAUCCAAGCAACGAGAGCUCCAGCUCAAUCUUUGACCAUAUCAUUACAAAUCCUAAGUUCAUUUCCAUCUUCACAACUGAGAACAGAAACAACCAGAACAUAAUAUGGGGAGGUGAUCUCACCAACCUGGAAGCAUACCAAUUAGCCAAUAGCUUGAAUGUCACGAAGUUUCCCUUCUUAGGCGUUCUCUGUCUUACACGGACGUCUACCAUGACACCUCAAGGCCCAUCGAAGACUCCGCCAAAGAUUUCCCUUAUUCUGAAAAUCCAAGGAGGCAUUGGUGACGUUGAUCCUGCCAGGUUGAUCCAAGGUAAGUUCAUUAAGCGUUCACUCAAGUAUGAGCCUGAUUUGGCGCUCAUACGUGCUGAACUUAAGGAAAAGUAUAUGUCCGAAUUAGUCCGCAAACAGCAGAAUGCUGAUUAUCAACAGUCAUUGCUCAAGGAUAGACAGAAGAAGGCGCAGAAGAUACAAAAGAAGCUUGCAGCGGAUUAUCUUCGUUGGAAACAGGCCCAUAUAUUGCAUUUAAGGCUGACUCAGGGUCAAGACCGUCCAAAUGUUGCCAGGAUUGCAAUCAAAAUGGCGGGAGGCAACCGUGAAACAUUCCUUUUCCCAGGAGAUUUACCUAUUGAGGAUAUCUUCGUGUUUGUUGAACUUCAACAGAAGAAUCUUUUGGACGAGGAGACGAAUUUCACGUUGACAGAAACAGAAGCACAAGAGAAGUUCAAGGAUUUUGCAUACCCCUACAAGUUCCGCCUAGUAUCGCCUGUACCUCCAUUGCCGCUGCUCAGUGACUACGACAGGAACACAAUGAUCAAGGAUGUCAGCUUCAUCUAUCCUAGCGGUCUCCUUAUGGUUGAGAGGCUCUGA